Messenger RNA from Trichoplax adhaerens, 2772 nucleotides. RefSeq lists its product as uncharacterized. Lineage: Eukaryota; Metazoa; Placozoa; Uniplacotomia; Trichoplacea; Trichoplacidae. The transcript is spliced from 24 exons. Gene Ontology annotation, biological process: protein polyubiquitination; ubiquitin-dependent protein catabolic process. Gene Ontology annotation, molecular function: protein binding; ubiquitin protein ligase activity. The record is from RefSeq and is a predicted model, not a curated record. The coding region runs from base 1 to 2772 and encodes 923 amino acids.
AUGGCUACAAUGCAGUUCUGGCCUAGCGGCCGCGGAACGGUAUGUCGGCGCGAUUCGGCUUUCAUGGAGAUCAUCGACCCCAACGAAUGGUUACACUUGGAGGUAGAAAGGAAUUCGUUUCUUAACCGAACCCAGCAAGAAAGACGGAAGCGACUGGAACAACGUAUGCGUAAUGACCAGGCCAAAAAAAUUCAGGCAACCUUUCGCGGUUAUGUUGAAAAAUUGCGACAGCGUACUAAGUAUAGGAAAAUUUUCGAUCAAUAUUUUGCGACUGAAAAAUCGAUUGACAUGCUAAGUUCUAAAGAUUUAUUUACUUGUACACGAUGGCUCUUAUUUUAUUACGAUGCUAAGCAAGAUGGAUUUUUCAAAGCUAUGAGAGAUUUAUUUAUACAUCGAGUACCUGCAAGCAUUGACGAAAGCCCCAAUCCGCCUACUCCAAUGGCACAAUCCCUCCUCAAAUUAUUACUUAAUGUCAUCAUUGGAACGUCCGAUACAUCAGCAGUUUUGUUACAGUUUUCUAAAAUAUUUCUAUCUGGAACAUUCUCACCUCAGAUUACGCACUUCUUAGUACCUGCAAUAUGUGAAGUAGAUAGUAGUUUCCCUUUAUACCCUCUAAUUGUAUCGUUGGUAAAGAAUGACCAUCUAAAACAAUCGAAUCGACGGUUCACUUUAACCCCGCAGAUUAAUAUCAGCGGUAUAGAAUUAGUAAUGGAGCCUACGCCUACACUAGUGUAUAAUCUAUUACAAAUUGGAAAAUCUAGAAAGGUCAAAACAAUGCCAUUGGAUGUUAAGUUGCGAUACUUGCAGGCAAUCUAUCUUAGUUUCCCUUGUUUACGCAAAGAAUUAGUACUAAUUGAUUUAACAUGUAAAGUUACUACUGAAGACGCUGAAAGUGAUGAUGAUGAUGAAAUAUUUGAUAAUUCGUCUGAAAAUUUACAAUUCAUGAGACAGCUCUGCUUAGCCAAACUGGAUGAUAACUUACAUGUAGAGCUACUUGUAGAUAUGGAAGCUAUUAAUAAUAAGGAUUUUAGAGUCAGAAGUCAGUUUGUACUAUAUGUAUGUCUAAUUUGCCAUGCGGUCAUUGCAAAAUUGAAAGUUCCUUACUAUAAAUUAAGCUCGCAAUCGAAAUCAGUCUUGCAAUUAUUAAGUGGUUCAUCCCAAUUGGUUCACGAAGCUGAAAUAAUGAAUGUACUAAUACCCUUAUUACACACCUUUUGCUGUUGCCUGUACUUGUCAUUUUGUUCUUUACAUGAUACAAGCUUUCAACAAGAUAGCGUCGAUUUACCAUUUGAUUUAAAUCAGAUACGGGAUCUAUCGGCUAGGUUAAGAGAUGCAGCUGUUGGUAUAAUUGGAGUCUGUCAUUCUCGGCGAAGUAACCAUCAUUCUUCUUCAAUGAUUGCAUUUAACAAAAGGCCUACGAUAGAAGAUAACAAAGCAAAACUAACACAACAAUGGAGUUUUUACGAAUGGCUAACUGUUUGCAGAAGUGUUACAAAACUGGUUAAACACCUAUAUGAUCGAGAUUCACGCCUAUCAUUUUGCCAGCCGAACCAUUGGUUGUCGCCAUUAGCUAAUAUUCAGAUUGACAACCUGGACUUAGAGUACUUUUUUAAAGAUGAAGAAAUGAGAGGGCGUCCAACUCAAGAAGUAGCGCUGGUACAAGAGCUGCCAUUUGUCGUUUCCUUCCAAGAUAGGAUAAAGAUCUUACACUACCUUGAUCGCUUAGAUGCAGAUGCUAACUCGACUGGUUUAGAACAAUUUAUGAUGGGCUCUCUAAGUGCUGUAGUAAAGCGUGGUAGAAUGUAUGAAGAUGCAUUUAAUGCGCUAACGAAGGAGAAAGCGCCAAAUUUGAAGAAAAAGAUUCGUGUUACAAUUUUAAAUGAACAAGGAUUAGAAGAAGCGGGCAUAGAUGGUGGCGGGUUGUUUAGGGAAUUUCUGACCGAGGUCUUAAAGGAAGGAUUUAAUCCAAACUAUGGUCUUUUUAAGCUCACGCAAGAUGGUUGUUUAUAUCCAAAUUCAAAUGUACCGGUUAUAAUUUCAAACUUUCGCGAUCAUUACUACUUCUUAGGUAGAAUUCUUGGUAAAGCAAUAUUUGAAAAGCAUCUUGUUGAGUUACCGUUAGCUGGAUUCUUCUUAAGUAAAAUCCUAAGUGAUAAUAGUGAAGUCGGUAUCCAUCAUUUGGCUUCGCUAGAUCCUGUGAUGUACAAAAAUUUGUUGUCAUUAAAGAGCUAUCAAGGGGAUAUAGCAGACCUGGAACUCAACUUUACAGUCGUUAAUGAAAAUCUUGGCGAAGCGGAGGUCGUUGAUUUAAAACCUGGUGGCCAAAAUAUUGCCGUUACACCAGAAAAUCUAAUUGAGUACAUUCAUAAACUAGCAGAUUAUAAAUUGAAUAAGGAGGUCCUAAUAUCUGGCGCCGAAGUGCCGAUAGAUCUACAAGAUUUAAGAGCUAAUACAAACUAUUCAGGUGGCUAUAGCGAUAAUGACGAAUAUAUUAAUAUGUUCUGGGAUGUAGCCGAGGAUUUUACAGACAAACAACGCAGAAAGUUAUUAAAGUUUGUUACUAGCUGUUCAAGGCCUCCACUGCUAGGCUUUAAGGAGUUGUUUCCGGCAUUCUGCAUUCACGGAUCAGGCGAGAGCAAUGAUGAAACGCGACUACCUUCGGCUAGCACCUGUAUGAACUUGUUGAAAUUACCAAGAUUUCGCAGUCGGGAUAUUUUAAAAGAAAAGCUGACUUAUGCUAUAGAAUCUAAUUCUGGAUUCGAAUUAAGUUAA